Molecule: messenger RNA, 536 nt
Organism: Humulus lupulus (European hop)
Lineage: Eukaryota; Viridiplantae; Streptophyta; Magnoliopsida; Rosales; Cannabaceae
Exons: 4
Coding region: 44-397 (117 amino acids)
Source: RefSeq, a predicted model, not a curated record
GGGGCUUGAUUUCUUGGACUUGAGUGAGAACCAGCUUGAAGGCAUGCACUUAGACUCUGAUCUAGUGAUGUUAAGCUUGAAGGAAAUUGGAAAACUCAAGGCUGCCUCCAAGAGAAGAGGCAAAAUACUUGGUGUGCAAGCAAUCUCUCACGAGAGACUCUUACUUUUGUUUGCAUUUUGCAAGAGGUGUGUAGAUGUGACUGGAGCUUACAGUGCUCUAAAGACGGAGCUUAACAUAAGCUUGACAGCAACAGGCCUUUUGUGGACUACAACUGGCUUUAUUGCAAAGAGGAUUACACAUGGACCUGUGGAAGAAAGGGAAACAAGAAAGGGAAACAGGUAUAUGACGAGUGCACAACAAAUGGACUCACAACAAAGACAAGUGCACAAAGGAUGAUGAAUUGAAGGAUGGAGCAAGUUUCGUGCAUGGUUUACUUUUGUGUAUCUUGUAAUUUUUUGUUUUUCAUUUUUGAAGUAAAAAAUGUUCAAGAUUAUAAUACUUUAUUAUGUUAUGCUUUCAAAUUUAAGUUAGAACU